UGAAACGUCGAUUUGACUUGCUGUGGAGUUAUCAAGGUUGAACUAAAACUGCUUGUUCCUCCUCUCUAGGCCAGCUGGCCAUCUUCUUGACGAUUUGUUCGUGUCGAUUAACCAGUGCUUUGUCCAGAGACAAUGAAAUCUUCGUAGCAAGUCGUUGUCCUUGGUUACUCUCAAUCAAUUCGUUGACUAACCGUAGGACAGUGUGGGCUGCAGAAUACUGCUGCGUCUAGGCCGAUCUGAGCUGGGUUCGUAGAUUCGGUUCUUAUAAUCGAUUCUUAGGUUCUGCACUGCAAUGACGUUACUCGACUUGUCGGCGGAAGCCGUACAUACAACAACCCCUGCCAGCACACAGGCAGACGCCGAAGCCGUUUUGCAGAAAGGCUGCGGCGAGUACGGAUGCGCACACUAUCGAAGACGAUGCAAGAUCAAGGCUCCGUGCUGCGACGAGGUGUUUGACUGCCGACACUGCCAUAACGACGCCAAAAGUCAUUCGGAGGACAAAGGCCGCCAUGAGAUUUCUCGGCAUAAGAUUGAGCUGGUGAUUUGCUCCUUGUGUGCAACCGAGCAAGAGGUGCAGCAAGUAUGCAAGGCGUGUGGAGUGUGCAUGGGACGGUAUUUCUGCAGCAAGUGCAAGUUCUACGAUGAUGAGGUUUCAAAGGAGCACUUCCACUGCGACGAGUGCGGCAUCUGCAGAGUUGGUGGCAAGGACAAGUUCUUCCACUGCUCCAAGUGUGGCUGCUGCUACGCCACUUCCUUGAGAGAGGAUCACCGCUGCGUCGAGAAAUCCAUGCACCACAACUGCCCCGUUUGCUUCGAGUUUCUGUUCGAGUCGUUGCGGGAGACGUCAGUGCUGCGGGAGUGCGGGCACACGAUCCACACGGAGUGCUUGGACGAGCUGAGGAAGCACAACAGGUACGCAUGCCCCAUCUGCUGCAAGACCAUGUUUGACAUGUCGCGAGUGUGGGCCCAGCUAGACCAGGAGGUUGCCGCAACGCCCAUGCCAGAAGCCUACCAGAAUCAAAUGACCCCCAUCCUGUGCAACGACUGUGGGGGCAGCGGCUCUGUGCCUUUCCAUGUGGUGGGGCACAAGUGCCCGCACUGCGGCUCCUACAACACGCGUCAAACACAGUAGCACAUGUGCGGCCCCCACUGUGGUUCCUUCAAUACUCGGCAAACACACUAGCAGCAGGGCACGCAGUGCAGCGGACACGAUGGGCUAGGGGGUGGUGGAUGGGGCUCUGCAGCUGACUGACAUGGUGCUUGCUGCACCACCCAUACCAUACAGACAGCAGACAGUGCACUACAGACAGAGUGAGGCAUUGUGCAGCAGUUGCCAGGCAUGCGUGCGGCAUGCGCACGUGUAUCUACCAGCUCAACGGGGCUUCCAGUUUUGUGUAUACUCUGCUUCAUGCAUCCCUGCAUCUGUCAAUGCAUUUAUCCCAUCGUCAACCCCAUCUCUCCAGUUCGCAUCUCACUUCGUGCAUCCAGCCACUCAUGCCAGCAAGCCUUGUGGGAGGCACAUGUACAGGCAGCAUCUCAGCCUUCCACCGAAGCAUGUCUCGGAAUGUGCAGUCUUUAAUUUAGUUUGAUGCCAACUACCUUCGAGGUUCUUAAUUCACAUAACUUCUGUACGUUCUGUAAUAUUUGGCCUGGUCUCAUGACUAUCAACAA
Molecule: messenger RNA, 1671 nt
Organism: Closterium sp. NIES-67
Lineage: Eukaryota; Viridiplantae; Streptophyta; Zygnematophyceae; Desmidiales; Closteriaceae
Source: the annotation of a GenBank genome assembly